Molecule: messenger RNA, 4045 nt
Organism: Neoarius graeffei (lesser salmon catfish)
Lineage: Eukaryota; Metazoa; Chordata; Actinopteri; Siluriformes; Ariidae
Gene: tmem168b
Product: transmembrane protein 168b
Exons: 4
Coding region: 504-2609 (701 amino acids)
Source: RefSeq, a predicted model, not a curated record
CCGGAAAAAAAAAUGGCGGAUAUCGAGAAAACUUUUGAAAGUGGUUAGCUGGCUUUUGUAAAGUAGUUUAGAGAAGGUAUUAUUUCAGUGUUCUGACCGAAAUAGUUUUAAAUGUAUUUGGUGAUUAAUAUAUUUUCAAAUAUUCCUUGUUUUUGGUAGAUAUUUUCACGGGUUUUUUUCCUAAAUAGUAAUUAUUGUUAUUAUUGCUACCGGUUAGCCUAGCUAGUGUUAGCUCCUCCCUCUUUGCUGUCAUGUACAUGUAUUUUGUUUUGUUUUGUUGAUGUAAAGAAAGUUUGUGUAGUUUAAAGAGUUUAUAAUGAUCUAGCUGGUCGUUUAGCCCAACUGGAAGUUGUCAUGAGCUAGCUGAGUGAGGAACAAGCAGAAGUUUGCUGUCAACAAGUGAACUUUCUCUGGGGCAAGUGCAUAGUGAUGGAGGUUGAAAUGAAAGUGUGAUGUGAUGUGAUGUGAUAAGUGAGUAAGUGCUUGUGUGUGGAGCAUCAGCGAUGUGCAGGCUUCUCCGUUACUGCUUCAGCCAUUCGCUUUAUGCAGCCAUGAGCAGACUGGAGGAGCUUCAGACUGGCCCGGGUGUGUGGUCGUCCAUUCGCUACUUGGGCUAUUUGUCCACCCUUAACCUCCUCGUGGCCAUAUGCCUGGGCCUGUAUGCGCGCUGGGAGAUCACAGCAGAACCAGUCCUUCUGGUCAUCUUCAUCCUGGCCCUUUUUGUCCUGGGUAUCACCAGCAUCCUUUACUACUACUUCAACAUGGAGAGGCUCCGUUUCGGACUCUUCCACCUCUGGCUGGGUUUCUUGCUUGGUUUACUGGGUUUUCUCAAUCUCAGCAACCCUUCUCGGGCUGACUUAAAGGAACAAGUCAGCAGUUACAUGCUGAUUGCCAGCAUAGUCCUAAGAACACUGUGGGCCUUGGUGGAACGGAUUUGCGGCUGCACCAGACAAAGGCCAGCCCUUCUGACCUCUGCUGAGACUCUGGAGCUCGCCGGGUUUGCUGUAGCCAGCACGACACAGGUGGUCCAUGCUUCCAUGAGCCUCAUAGCCCUGGUGCUGGCUGUUGCCAGUCUGCUCGUAGACGUGCGCAUGAAGUCCUUCCUGGCCCUUCCUAACCUCAUUUGCUUCACUGUAAUCACGUCGGUCUUCUUCUUCAACUCUCUCGACGUUUCUACAAACCCCUACGCGCUGGCGUGCUUCUUCAGCCGCCUUGUAUGUGAGCCACUCUUGGAUAUGUACUUCAGUGGCCUCUCCGUGACCGAGCGAUGGUCCCCGUUUCUAAGGAGAAGAGGUUUAUGGAGGCGUCUUAGUCUUCUGCCGCUGCUUGCUGUUGAAAUCACGUUCCUGGUCCUUGCUGCUUUCAAGAUGGGUGAUCUGGACCGGUGGUACGUCCUGAUUCCGGGCUUUUCUGCCUCCAGUAUUUUCUGGAUCAUCUGCCACAUGGUCUUCCUGGUGACCCUGUGGGGUUUCCACAACAAGCUGAGCGACUGCCAAAGAGUGUGUAUGGCUCAGAGGGCCAAUCCUGGUGAACUGGACAGAGUGAUGACGUCCAAAGGCAUGCGUCACUUCUGCCUGGUCUCAAAACACUUGGUGCUCUUCACCCUUGGGUCCACAGCUGUCCUCGGGGCUCUUUCAUGGCAGCCAUUCAACAGCCUGUUUAUUGGUGUUUUUUUGCUGGUUCUGCCUCUCGAAUCUCUGGCUUAUGAUCUAUUCCAUGAGCUGGGGAACUGCCUUGGAGGAACGUGUGUGGGUUAUGCAGUGGUCAUCCCUACCAACUACUGCAGCGUGGAUGGCCAGCCCACCCUGCUGCCCCCCAAUGAGGUGCAGGAGCUGAACCUGCGCACCACAGGCAUGCUGAACAGCGUGCAGCGCUUCUUCACCCACCACAUGAUGGACUCUCGUGGCUGUGAUUACUCCAGCAGCGGCAUGACGCGGGACUCGUUGCGCUCGAAGCUCCGCUCCUUCAUGGAGGCGCACACGGUGGACGGGCCACGCUACGACACGUACAUGCUGUUCUACAGUGGCCACACACACCGCACCGGAGAGUGGGCUCUCAUAGGUGGCGAAGCGCUGCAUCUGUCUGAGAUCGUGCAGAUGUGGAAGGAGAAGAACGACGGUUACUGCUCUCGCCUCAUCAUCGUGCUCGACACGGAGAACUCGCUGCCUUGGGUGAAUGAGGUGCGCACUGUGGAGGAGGUUUAUGUAGCCGUACAAGGGGCUACGCUGGUGAACUCGAUGGAUAUAGAGCUCCAGAACCUGCCUCAGAUCGGAGAUUUCACCGCCGACUGGGUGGAGUUCAACUGCAACCCUGACAGCAGCGUGCGCUGGUCCGAGCAUGGCCGAGCGUUCAAGGCCAUCUACGGCCUCUCCAGACACUGGGGCGACUACAAGCUUCACCUGCCUACAGGAAGUGAUGUCGCUAAGCACUGGAGGCUCUAUUUUCCCCGCUGGACAUAUCCUGUAGUGCAGCUGGCACACUGGAGCGUUUCUCUGAACAUGUUCUGGAUUUGCAACGUGUGUCUGUGCUUCCUCCGCAGACUCAAACUCACCUGGUUUCCUCCUGCGGUGCUCGACACCGGCCAGGGCUUCAAACUGGUUAGGUCGUAAAAGCAGACCACGCGCGUGUGUGUGUGUGUGUGUGUGUGUGUGUGUAUGUGCUGAUCUUACUGUUAGCCUGGAUAGACCAUAGCACUUGUCGGAUGUGAAAUUGAUCUCAUGACCCUUAGCAAUAACGGCUUGUGCCUGACAAACUUGCGCAGAGGAAGUUGUAUGACAUGCAGAAACCGCAGCACCGCAAUCCAAGAUGCACUAACAGGUCACUGUAGGCCACACCAGCAGCACAUGAGUUCCUAUUCAACUAAUAAUACCAUUAAUGAUCUCACAGCUAAUGCUGCUGUUUAUUUUAUUUUAACAAUUUAUAACCAUUUGAAACACUCGCUCAGGGACGGGGAUUAGUCCUGAAGAUUAAACCCUGAGAGUUUAACGCAACGUUAGAGCAUUUGAAUAGCUAAUGAUCAGCCUUCAUCAGUAUCAUACUACAUACUUCAUACAGUAACACACUGUGAGGUGUUUUUUGUUUUUUCCCCAAAGCUAUCCACGUUCUCUGUGUAUCACUAAUUUGAAUAGAACUCUCGCUUGAUACGAUGCAAUAUGAUUACGAUUAAAAAGAUGAUGGUAUUCGUUUUAGGUUACAGGUCACUAAGGUCACAAAUUCUGAUCUAAAGGUGUUCUAUUUAUAUUGACAUGUUUUUGUAAACGCGAAAAGAAGAAAAGCAUUUUGUCUUUUUUGUAAAUUUUGAUAUUUAUUCUUUACCUCGUAGCAAAAUUGAGCUUUACGGGACAUUUUUCUAACACUGCUUUUGCACUGAUGAUGUAAUCUGGGAUUUCAGUCCACAGUGAUGAACACAAGGUUAUUUAAUGACCCAGUAUUGCUUGCAAAGACGUUGUGUGUGGGGAAAAAAAAAAAGAUUUAGAUCUGAACUAGACUUAAUUCUCCCCGUUGUAAGUUGUUGCUUUACUAUCAAGGUUUUUUUUUAAAUAAUAAAUAAGUGCCUUAUUAUGGCUGAGACUUCAACAAGAGAAGCCUGUCAUUAUCUGAAAGUGAGUUGAGAAAAAAAAAAAAUCGGAUUACCUCAGAGAUGUGUGAGGUUAACUUGAUUAAAGCUAAUUGUACUAUAAAAUUCUGUAACCUUGUUGAACUCGCUGCCGUGCCACAUGGAAACGUGGUGAAAAUGCAGCAGGGUAAUGAAAUGUCUUUAAAAAGAAGAAAAAAUGAAUUAUUUUGCAUGAAAUCAGCUUCAAUCUGAUUUAUUUAUUUAUUUUUUAAAUCAGAAAUAAACACUUAUUCCCUUCCCUGUAAUUUGUGUUUUGAGAAUGUGUGCACAGAUUAAUCUUUUUAAUCAUAAACGUAAGAAACGUGUGCUUUAGGUAGUGCUUAGUAUUUGAAAGUCACUUGUGUUGCAUUUAUUAAACAUGUUUUCCUGACUACGGCUUUAAUUCUGUGCCUUGGUGUGAUGAGGAAAAUACAUCUUUACAUCACCAAA